Messenger RNA from Heterotrigona itama, 2166 nucleotides. Lineage: Eukaryota; Metazoa; Arthropoda; Insecta; Hymenoptera; Apidae. The record is from the annotation of a GenBank genome assembly.
AUUUCUAACAUAUUGAUAUCCCUAUUUUAAGACUAGCAGUACUUUAUUUAUUAUUCGUCGUAAAAAUCACACGAUAUAGAAAUUAUAAAAUACCAAAAGAGAAAUUGAAAAAUUGAGAAAUAUUUAAUUUAUAAUAAAAAUAACAAGUAAAAUUAAAAUAUACAUUUACUUUAUUCAGAUAUAGCUUGCAUGCAACAAUACUAAAAUUUCAUAUGGCUGUAGUAUUUAUCAACAAAUAACUUAAAAUUACGUUCUGAAACUGAAUUUUAUCUAUCAAAAAUAUACAAUGGAAAUAAUAAUUUACAAAUUUAAUGUGUUAUUAAAUAUGAUGUAUCAAAGCAUAUCGCGUUUUAUUUAAAUGUGAUCGUCUUUUGACGAAAAGUUAGGUUAGAAAAAGGUAAAGGAUGGAUUGAGUGAGAAAGUUUGUGAUUAUUUUUGUAAAGUUUGUGAAAUUUAAAUUAAUUUAAGUGACAUUUAUAAAAAAUGUUUUUACACAUUCGUCGAACAUUAUCGUUAUUCUUAGUGACUAGAAAUACAUUCGUAUCUAAUGUAAAGAAUAGAAGUACAUUCGUAUCUGAUGUAAAGAAUAUGAAGCAAAACACAUCUGAAAUAUGUUGGAACUAUUUCAUAAGUAAUUAUGAAAAUACAUUAGUUCAGUCCAAUAUUAUAUCAAAAGAAAUAUGGGAAAAUGUAAGAAAAUAUAUAAUGAAAUUAGAAAAUGAUCCAUUAUCUGCUGAUUUUGUUAUUCUAAAUAUGUUUCAACAAAAGAAUUACCCAGAUGCUGGAAUGUCUUAUUACAGAUUUUUAGAGAAUAAUAAUUAUAAUAUUACAGUGCCUUUAAUUACUAAAUAUUUGCAGUGUUUGGAUCAAAAAAGUAAUCUUUCAGAAACAGAUAAAGAACAUAUCUUAAGUUUGUAUAAUGAUGUUGCAAGUAAAUAUACUUCAUUUAAUGAAAAUCUUAGCAAUGUUUUUAUUUCAUGCUUAUGUAAAAUAGAUAAUUGGAAAGAAGCUGUUAAUAUUAUAAAAAAGCAUGAAGAACAUAAUAAAAGUUUUCUUCACUAUGGAUAUAGUUCAUUAAUUUCAUACUUUUUUGAUCAUGGAAAAGAAGAAUUAGGAUUUGAAUAUCUAAAUAAUAGCCUAAAGUAUAAUGAAGGUCCUUUAGAUAUUGCAUACAGUUCAUAUUUGAAACAUUGUUUAAAAGAGAAAAAUACAUUCAAUAAUAAAGUUGAGAAGUUAUUUUCAUUGUGGAAUAAAUAUGCUAUUAAACCUACUGAAAAUAUUGUACAGGAAUAUAUGAAUGCAUGUAUUGAACAAGGUUGGUCCGUUAAUACAACAAAGAUAUUCAGGUUAUUAUGUCAGAAUUGUAAACAAAAGUUAUCACAACUAAAUUUAUCUAACGAGGAAUAUGAAUAUUUGCUUAAAGCUACAAAGGAACAAUUAAUUUUCACUAAGAUGUAUUAUGUAACUAUACCAGAGGAAAUACAAUCAUACAUGAAGUUUAUUGAUAAAAAUAAACCAUAUGACAUUAUUUUAGAUGGACUAAAUUUUAUGUAUCAUAUUAAAUAUAAUAAUCAGUUAGAAACUAAAUUUAUGAAGAUGUUCAAAUCUCUUAAAAGACAAAAUAAAAAGAUACUGAUCAUUGGAAGAAAACACAUGAAGAAAUACGUACAACAAAUGGGUCUGAAAAUUGCAGAUUGUUACUAUGUUGCAGAUAGUUCGAAAGAUGAUUUAUUCAUAUUAUAUGCGGCAUUUGCUAGCGGAGAAAAUGCUAAAAUUAUUACUAAGGACUUCUUGCGUCAACAUAUAUUUGCUCUGAAACAGCAAGACAUCAAGUUAAAUGGCCUCUUCAAGAAAUGGCAAUUAUCGCACCAACUAGUUUUUAAUAAACAAGGCUAUUCGCAAUUAAAUGAGCAUACAAUUUUCGACGCGAUUGUUCAAAAGCAAAAAAAUUACUGGCAUGUACCAUAUUUUAAACGUAAUACAGCAUCUCAAAUGAGGCAUACAAGUGUUAAUGAUUGGAUGUGUUUUAAAAUGAAUGAAUAAAAUGAUAUAUAUUUGUAAGCUAUUUUUCAACUUUUUAACAUUUUUAUGAAACUUCGUGAAUUUGUAUGACAAAUUGUACCUAUUUCAGUUUCUUUUAAAUAUCAAUUAACAUAAAAAUCAUAA